Molecule: messenger RNA, 1035 nt
Organism: Colletotrichum acutatum
Lineage: Eukaryota; Fungi; Ascomycota; Sordariomycetes; Glomerellales; Glomerellaceae
Exons: 2
Coding region: 1-1035 (344 amino acids)
Source: RefSeq, a predicted model, not a curated record
AUGUUCGGAAUCCAGCAUCACCCAGACCUAACACGGAAGAGGGGACGUGACGAUGAGGAGGACAUGCACAAUGGCACUCUGAGCUUUGGUGAACACAGAAACAAACGCCUUCAAUGCCUACCACUCCGAACAUCGCCGACGUCCUCGAAGCGCUGGUCUACGCCCGUCAUACCGCUCAAUGCCGCUCCUUGCACUCUGACACCAGGCGAUUCGGACUCGGAGGAACAGCCCAGGUCACACUUCUCGCCAUGGUCCUCAUCACCCGCACCCAUGUCUUGCCAGCCCUCGCCAUUUGGUCCGACCGAGCCUGAUCGUGACAUGGACAUGAUGGACACAAUGUCGCCGCCGCCUAUCCCGCAGCAGCACAUCCAGUCGGACCAGCCCGCCUCUGUCAACGGCCGCAUGCCCACCCCGAUUCAGCCAAACUUUUCCUCCCAAUUCAUGAAUGGCGGCUCCUCGGCUCGCGACUGGCGUGGCCCGGGACCCGCCGUCAGCCAUCGUACCGGCGUCGUGAAUAUGGGCCACAUGCACGCCGGCUUCGGCAGCGACGAGUCCCGCUCCAUUCCCCGUACCAUGGAGGGCACCGACGAUUGGCAUGCUGUCCAGAAUCGCCGUCUGCCAUCGCCUAUUAGUGAAGGCGAGGACUCGGCCAGCCAUCUGGGCAGUGGAAGCCUUAGCCCUCCAGGAAUGGUCCUCGACAACGGCUUUCCGUCCAACCUGACUGCCCGCUUAGAACAGUCAUCUCUCAACGGACACGGCCAUCACGAUAUGGGCAUGAUGGAGGUGGAGGACCACUCGCACAUGAUGAGCGAUGAUCCCGUCACUACCACCAUUGACGCCGCCCCCCUUGAAACGACGUCAGCACCGGCAACACCCUCGCCUGGACGCAAGGGACACAUCCGAUCUAGGCACACUGUCAACUCGUGGACUUGGCAGCCUGGCAUGAAGAAGAGCUUCAGUAUUGGUUACCGUGCUGAUUGCGAAAAGUGCCGCCUCAAGGUGCCGGGCCACUUUAAUCACAUUGUUGUCUCAUAG